AUGACGGUGACUCUAGUUUCGUUCCCUCCUUCGCCCGAUGCAUCGGACGAUGGAAGUGCUACCCCAGAUUUCUUCAAAACGCGGCCCAGCACACAUCCUGCCUCCACUCAUAGGCUCGCGACACCUCCUCAUGAAGGCCAGCGGGUUGAUGUUGAUGCUUGUAUCAAUCAGAUCUCGGGCCCGGUAGUGACGCCGUCCAAGGCGCUGACUUCAGUCGUUGCAGUGAUUGGCGUUGGCUACGUGGGCUACCAACUAGUCACGGCCUUUGCCAAAGUGUACUCGGUCAUUGCCUACGAUGUGGAUCAGCGUCGUCUCAACCAUCUCAGCGAGACGGAUCCCAAUCCUAAUAUCUGCUACACCAGCAACCCAAAUGAUAUUGCAGAUGCAACACACUUCCUCGUCUCGGUUCCCACGAGGCUGCACCAUGACAAUACCGUCGACACCCAACACCUCGAGAGUGCCAUCUCGCUCGUCGCACAAUACGCAAGACCCGGAUCAACCGUGAUCAUCGAGAGUUCGGUCGCAGUCGGUAUGACACGCCAGCUCAUUCAUGAGGUGAUGCGCUCCAAAGGCCUCAAGGCUGGCAUGUCCCCCGAGCGUGUCGACCCUGGUCGAGUCAACCCUGCCUUCGAGACCAUUCCCAAGAUCAUUUCCGGUCUGGACGACAUUGUGCCAGGCUCCCUGGCCAGCAUCCACGAGCUCUAUCAAGAGAUCUUCGAACACCUGGUGGUGGUGUCCUCCCCCGAGGUCGCCGAGAUGACCAAGUUAUAUGAGAACUGCCAGCGGAUGGUCUGCAUCGCCCAUGCCAACGAGAUGGCCGACGCCUGCCACGCGAUCGGAAUCAACGCACUCGAGGUUUCCUCCGCCGCAGCCACCAAGCCGUUCGGCUAUCAGCCGUACUCGCCUGGCCUCGGCGUCGGCGGCCACUGCAUCCCCGUCAACCCGUACUACCUCCUCACGAACUCCGAGUUCCCUCUGCUCCAGGCGGCGACAGAGAAGAUGGCGGCCAGGCCCGCGCGAAUGGGCGACCGGGUGAUGCGAAAAUACCUGAAGCAGAGUCGGUCUCCCAGCCGAGCGGAUCGGGCACGCGUGCUGGUGGUCGGCGUGGGCUUCAAGCGUGGCCAGUCCGUCCUGAGCAACUCUCCCGCGCUCUCUCUCAUGCGCCACUUGCUCUCCGAGUGGGAUGCCUACGUUGCCUUCGCGGACCCAUUGGUGUCGGCCGGCGCGGUUCAGUUCUGUCCCCGGCUGGACGACCAGACUCAAUGGAACAAGCAGAGCUUGGAAGAGUUCGAUGUCAUCAUUGUCGCCGUGGACCAGGUGGGCUUGGAUAUGGCUGUUCUGGACGGAUUGGAUGGGGUCUUGGUGGAGAACUUUGUGAAUUGUUGCUGA
This is a messenger RNA of Penicillium macrosclerotiorum, 1389 nucleotides long. RefSeq names its product nucleotide sugar dehydrogenase. Gene Ontology annotation, biological process: polysaccharide biosynthetic process. The record is from RefSeq and is a predicted model, not a curated record. NCBI's taxonomy places the organism in Eukaryota, Fungi, Ascomycota, Eurotiomycetes, Eurotiales, Aspergillaceae. Gene Ontology annotation, molecular function: oxidoreductase activity, acting on the CH-OH group of donors, NAD or NADP as acceptor; NAD binding; oxidoreductase activity, acting on the CH-CH group of donors, NAD or NADP as acceptor. The transcript has a single exon. The coding region runs from base 1 to 1389 and encodes 462 amino acids.